Melopsittacus undulatus (budgerigar) is the source of this 3045-nucleotide messenger RNA. RefSeq names its product microfibril associated protein 5 (gene MFAP5). The record is from RefSeq and is a predicted model, not a curated record. NCBI's taxonomy places the organism in Eukaryota, Metazoa, Chordata, Aves, Psittaciformes, Psittaculidae. Gene Ontology annotation, biological process: embryonic eye morphogenesis. Gene Ontology annotation, cellular component: microfibril.
ACAACCAUAAACUCUGGAAUGAGGGUGUGAGCUGCUUCUCCUUGCUCCCCCCAUCAUUCCAGAUGCAUGAUGACACCACAUCCCACCAUCUCGCUGGCUUUUUUUUUUUCUUUCCCCAAAUUGUAUUUUGAAGACAACCAAAAGCAGAACGUGUUCUGGGUGUGGCUGCAUGUGAUUUACCCAAUAGCCAGAGUGGGGGGGACUCGAAGGGGAAAGACAGAGCGGCUGCUGCAGGGAGUGGACACCGAGGGCUGCAUGAUGAAGACCUCUGGAGCCUGUAUACUGUUGUGUUUCUUAGCACUCUCCUUGUUCUCAGCUGACUGGUUUCCAUGGGUGGUCAAUGGGCAAGAACUGGAAAGUGCAACUGGUGAAGUUAGCACCGACUCUCUUAUCACCACCCCUGCUGCAGCUGUCACACCGCCCGUGCUUCUUAGUCCUGUUCAGUCUGACAGUGAAACUACAACAGCUUCAUCAGACUGUCGUGAAGAAAAGUUCCCUUGCACACGCCUGUACUCUGUCCACAAGCCAGUAAAGCAGUGUAUCAGCUACCUCUGUGUUACAAGUGUGCGUCGCAUGUACAUAAUAAACAAGGAGGUGUGCUCUCGCAUUGUCUGCAAGGAGAACGAGGUCAUGCAAGAUGAGAUCUGUCGCCAGCUGGCUGGCCUUCCUUCUCGACGUCUCCGCCGAUCUGGGCAACCCCUGCACCUCCCUUGCAGACAGCUCCUGGAGCAGCAGCGCAGAAGGCCUGAUGCUCUGUGAGCUACCAACAGUAGAAGAGAACAGAAAUCAUCAUCUACUACCUACAACCCAAGACAAGUCCUUGUUUGUGAUUUCUCCACUGUUUCCUUGCUUCUCUGCCUUCCCCCACAUCCUCUUCUUCAGGUGCUGUAGUAUACAGAGUCCCCUCUCUGUUAGUCCGUCUCAGUGGCUGUUGCCAUCUUCUGAAUCUGUUGCCGAGGAGGUGGGAUGCUCGCCUCUUUUCUCUCAAACUAGUUGGCUUGCCGUGAACUGCUCAUUUCCCAGAGGUCCUUAUAAAUGUGCUGCAUCUUCUCUUGCUCUGCCUCAGGAGAGAGACAGCCAUGGGGACAAGGUGUUGUCCUUUCCAAUGGUACAGAUGCCCAAAGCUGCAUUUCCUGUGGAGGAGUACAGACCUCUAUGCCUUACAACUCCUGGUGUAGGUUUCUUGCAUGACAUCAAUAUGAGUUUGGUUAUGGCUAGUCAGCCUCAACCUCUUUGCCAUAUGAUGGCACAGCCUCCUGCUUUGUCUGCUGGCCUGAGAGAAGUGCAGAACUGGGAUAUGAACGGCCUUCAACCCAAGGUAAACAUUGUUGUCCCUGUAUGGCAUUUAUAACUACCUCUGGGAAGUUCUUUGUCUCAAGCCCAUUGCCUCCCUCACACACAACUGCUACCAAAAGGAAAAAUCCUGGAUUUCAUAUGGCAAUGUGUUUUUCUCAAGAAUAUUAUGUUGGAACAGAGUGCUGUCUCUUAUUCCCCCUUCUCUCCCCUGUUCUGUUCCUCCCUUCCCAGUGAAGAAAUCUCUUGAUGCCCAUUCCAGGCAAGUUCCAGGGAGCAGUAAGUAUAGCUGCUGCUGCUCCUAAGCCCAAGAAAGACCCUUUCUUUGCAGUACUGAGAACUUGCAGUGAAUUAACUUAUCCUGGUGACUUGUCUUGGUCUGGCUACCUCCACACUCUCCAGUUGCUGAGCCUGCUUUUAGUAUCUCCACUUGAGUUCCUACCUCUUGACCUGGGAGCUCCUGCACAAAGCAGAAGGGAGUCACACAUUGGAAUGGGAUUUGGGAGAAGAAUCGUUAUCUAGGAUCCUAAGUUUUCCUGUGGGUUCUCUGGCUGUGCUGACCUGCACAGCACCAGGUGCUGGUGGGGAGAUAAAUGUAUCUGCAGGCCAACCUGAGGAAAAGAAUUCACUCUGGUAGCACUGGAUGUCUGUUUGAGAACUUUGUUUUCCACAUACAUGGAGGACAUUUCCAGGUAUAUGGGUAGGUUUCAGUAGAAGGCUGGGUAGGGUAAGUGGGGAAGAGCUGUCUGAAGUGUAUUAUUCUACGUGACUCCUAGUGGCAUGAUUCUGUGAGGCACCAGGGCUAAGCAGUCUAGCUCACUGCAGCAGAAGAUCAACAAGACUGUAUUUCUAGAAUGUCUAACCAUUGUUACCAAAUAACAGAAAAUUAGUUAGCUAGAGUAGGCAUUCACCCCCAUCAUAUAAUAUGUAUAUUCUGCUGCUGAACUGAGUACCAUUCAGCCUUGCAGAAGUACUGGUUGCUGCAUAGAGCCAAGGGCACAUGAUAUAGGUGACAGUUUGCUGCACGGAGGCAGACUUCUCUGAAAAAAAGAGCAAAACAGUUACAAUAAGAGCCUCUCCUUCUGCUGUAUGCAACAAGAAGCUGGUUCCAUCCCCUGUGUAGGGGAACACAUCCUGAAGCAGACACAGAUUUGUUCCAUUAAAGGUCAAACUUUGCCAUAAAUGGGCUAAAUCUCUGUAUAUUAAUCCAGUAUACAUCAGAUAGAAUUCCAAGUUAGGCAGUGAUUGGAAUUUCAUCCUAUAGCUAGGGGCAUUGUAACCCUGCACAGAAGAUGAUGCACCUCUUGAGUGCUCGAGGCUCCUGAGACUGGGAAUGGAGGAGGAAUUUCUGUGUACUAAGUGUAGACAUUUCUGUAGAGAGGAGGGUACUGAGAGCUUGAUCUCAAAGACAUUUGAGUCACUGGCUUCGAUGCUGGAAUGCCUGUGGAAUUUGCAGGAAUGAGAAGAGAUGUUAGAGAAAGCACUUGGAAAUUGAACCAGGCAUAGUCUCCACUCUGUAUUUAGAGCUGAAUGUAAGCUGAUAUAGAAAUAGAUAUAUACCUGUAUAACAUAGCUACUGUAAAGUAUAUAGAAAAUUAACAUUCAUACAGUUUGGGGAACAGUUAGAAGCCUUUCUGUUGCUUGCUUUCAGCAGGGACAGGAAGAGGUGCUCCUCUACAGGAGAACACUGGUUUAAUGGUUUAGUCCAUAUAAUGCACACAAAAAUAUUAAAAGAAAAUUUAUUUCCUGUUA